AAAUAACGCCAGGAGGAGACUGAUGCGAAAAACAAGAAGGAGCAAACGACAAGGACCAUAAACGAUCUGCCAAAACAACGAGACCACCUACAGACUGGGAUUGGGAUUUUAAACCCUUUUACGCACGAGCGUCAGUCUUAAUUUCAGGUUCAGGAGGAGGAACAGCAAGAAUGCCCCCCCUGUAGCCCCCCGUGGUAUUAUGCAGGGUGGAAGGGGGGCUGCGAGCAUCUGCUUGGAUCAGAUCAUCACAGUUCUGACAGCAUCCAGCGCGAGGAGAGCCCAGCAUGGUGGAUCCACUGGAGCCUGAGGACCAGAGUAAGAUCAGGGGCCCACAGUUUGAGACCCCCACUGCAGCCUCGGAAGCCCCUUGUCUACCUGAGCAAGGUGAAAAUGGAGAAAAGGAUGAGGUUGUUGAGGAAAGACCAAAAGAAAAAGAAAAAGAAGAACCAACAGUCGAGCCUGAGCAGAGUCCUCCAGUCAGCCAGCCACAGAACAGUGAACCCGAACACCCCAAGCUCCAUCUGGACCUGUACAACUUUGACUCCCCGGCUGCAGAGGGUAGUCGCUAUGUGCUCACCAGCCCUCGUUCGCUGGAGGCAUGUGCACGAUGUGGAGUCAAACCCGUGGAACUUCUGUCUCGGCCGCUGUCCGAUUUUGCACGUGAAGCUCCUGGGCGUAGCAUGCGUGUCGCAACAGGGAUGUUUGAGGUGUACGAAAGGGACAGGCAUUCCAAACUCAGACAGUGCAGAGAGGAAAGAGAGAGGAUAGUACAAGAGGAGAAGAGAAGGAUCCUACAAGCAGCACUCAACAACAACAGCAGCAGCAGCGGCAGCAGCAGAUCACUGGCUUCAGAGAAGCCUCAAAAUACUACAGUCAAUGCUGAAUUAUCCCAGCAAAGCAGCCAUGUUUCCAGCAGCUCUGGCCCCGGCCCCAAAAUGCUACCUGCAAGCAGUGGCCCACCAAAAACACAAAUCACAUCAACUUCACGUCCCGCCUCAAAAAACACACCUCAAAGUUCAGAAGAGUUGUCAAAGAUGUCCACCUCAUGUACAAGCUCCUCCCCAAAAUCUAGUCCAACUCAACCCAUCAAAGCUAGUCCAGCAAGUUCUGCACCCACUGUUAGAGCGACAUCUGUAAAACAGUCUAAGCCACUCGCUACAGAAGCUGCUGGAAAAUCUCAAGGAUCCAUAUCUUCAAAACAGGUUCAGUCAACUUCAGUCUCCAAAAAGACUCCUAGCACCACAACAAAGUCUGCAAAUACCUUUCCCCGAUCAACACCAAAGCCCUCCUCUUUUCCAAGGACGUCAGCAUCGCUGGCCCCAGUCGUUUCAAAGUCUGCAGCUCAGAGUCCUGCUAAUGGCGUCACCAGUCCAUUUGCUCAGCACAACGGGCACAUUAUGCCCAGGUCAAGAGUAAGAGAGAGAAGCCACUCUUUAGAGUCCUUACAAAGAAGACGAGAACCGCCAAGCUCCUCUACUACUUCGACCACAACCACAGCUACGACCACAUGUGCCUCCUCAGAGUCUGCAUCCUCUUCUUACAGCUGGGAUGGGACACGGGACUAUUGGGGUAAAAGCUCCAGCCCUCGUGCUCGCACCUUAGCUACCUUUAACUCUCUGAUGGGCCGAAGCCUAAGCUUGGGAGACCUAAGCCACUCUCCACAGACCACACAGAAAGUGGAGCGCAUCGUUAAAGAGGUCAAGCGACGAGGCCUUAAGGCCGUGCCAGAGCGUGACCGCAAGAUUGCAGCACUAAUGCUGGCGAGAUACCAAGAGGAAGAUAUCAUGAGUCAGACACGCUAUGUCGCACAUCUGCAGUGGGACAGCGAACGGCGGCUGGAGGAGCUGCGACGUGAACGCGAGGAACGAGAAAAACAGCGGGUUAUGCUCCAGUGCCAGAGAGCCUGGCAAUCCCAAGUUUCUACGAGGCAGAGACGACUCAGUCAGCAAGAACGGGAGGCAGCUGCAGCCAAGUUACGUCAAGUGUCAGAGAGUGAGGUGCGCUGGAAAGAGCUAGCCGAGCAGCAGGAGCGAAGCAGGCUGCAGAGACUUCAGCAGGCUGCUCGUGAAGAGAAGCAGAAGAAGACAGCACAAGAGCAGAACCUCAAAACCAUGGAAGAAGAGCGAGCUGCCAUGGUGGAACAAGAGAAGCUGCUUCUCAAGGAGAAGCUGACCAUCGCGGAAUUGAAGAGGCAGGAGCGAGAGCACCAGAUCCAGGAGGAACGCCGCGGGCUCAAUCGUGCAGAGAAGAGGCGCCAUGCGGCCCUCAUCCAGGAGAUAGCACGGCGUGAGGUGGACGAGCGCGAGGAAGCUCGUAGGGUGGCGGAAGAGAAGCUGAACCGCUCACAGGAGAACUAUCAGCAGAUCCAGGAGCGGCGAGAGCAGGAGCUGCGUGAGAAAGCCAAGAAAGAGGAGCAGCAGAGCCAGAAAGCGAGAAAAGCAGCAGAGCGUCGUGAGAAGCAACUGAAAGAACAGAUGGAGGCUCGGGCGAGAGAGGCUGAGAAGCGUGCACAGCAGGCUGCAUUGGUGGCUGAAGAGCGGGCCAAAGAGAAGGCCCAGCGUGCAAUACAAAGCAGGAUGGAGAAGGAGCGUCUUCAGAGGCUGAAUCGUCAAAAGGUGGAAGAAGAAGAGCAGCAGAGGCGCCUAGAGCUUCUGCAGUCCAUUGAACGCAAACUGGAAAAAAGUGAACAGAUUUUCCGUGAAAAACGAGCCGUGUUAGAAAGUGCCAGGUCUGUGGCACGGGCCUCCUUCCAUGUGAGGGACCGAGUGCGAGAAGAAACGAACAUGCGUACUUUCGACAAGAUGGUGCUGGAGGCACAGCUAAAGGCUAGUUUGGAUGAAAAGUGAGAUGCCCUAACUGUUUACCAACCCCAUCUACCUGCUGCUGGUAAUGAGCUGCUUGAGCCUCCAUUGGUAGGCCCACAGCAUUGCUGGAUAUCUCCUCAAAUGUCAUAUCUCAAGUUAAAUAAAGUCAUAAUUUCUUUCCCAAUUUGCUGAACCAACAUAUCAUGUAUGAAAUAUCCUUCCCUUAUUUUUAUGACCUGGAGUUUGGCCUUGUGGUUGUCUGUGGAUGACUUGUUUCCUGGGACAUGCCUGUGUGUUUUCUUUACCCUUAUUUUUUUUUGCAAGUUGGCAAGUAGCCAUGCUGAACCAAGGACUUUUCCCUGUCUGUGGAUCACUUUUUACAUCUUUGAUGGCUUUUUUUUGUGUUAAAUGUGGAACAAAAGUGAAUGCAGACUGCUUUGUCAGACCGAACUGCUGGAUGAAUUCCUAGAGACUUUGGUUGCUAAAAUCUCUGCUGAGCGUAUACCGUGAAUUGCCUGUGUGUGUUAUACAACGCUGAAGUGCUGACAAAGCGGGUCUUCAGUGGUGACAUGGCAAAGAGUGAUCUCAGCACAGUCCAGCUGCUGAUGAAGCAGUGGAGCCUUGGUUCUGCAUCAGGGCUCUUGAGCCUGCGCUGCCGUUCUGCAUUCUAUCAAAAUCAGGCUACAUGUUUCUACAGGAGUGGCGAUGAUGAUGAUGAUGAUGAUGAAGAUGGCAUCCAUCGACUCAUCUCACAGACUCUUCCCUGACAGUGCACCCACAUGCCGGCGUUCCCACGUUCUUCUCCCUUAUAACUGGUGAUUUUUGAGUUAAGCGUGACUUAUUUGUGACUUUAUCAAGCAUUAACAUGGUAUAUAUAUAUAUUUUUUGGAGUACAAAUAUCAGUCAUUGACAUGAAGGGUACAGGAAAAAUAAUGGAAAUACAUCUUUACAUCUGUAUAUUACCAUCUACAUUAAUUUCUGUAUUUGUGUUACAGUUUUGAGGAUGGCCAACUGAAAGCAAAAUAGUGGUGCUUGGUUAAAAAUGUAUAAUGUAAAAUAAGAUUUCAUAUCAUAUCAUAGUUAUGCUAUUGCUUUAAAAAAUAUUUAUAUUUGGUAGUGCAGGGUAGAGCAAAACUAAAAGGUGCAAAAAAAUAUUUACAUAUCUUAACAUAUAUCAUCUUAUGAAUAAAACAGUUAAAAACCAAAGGAAUGUUAAUAAAAAUAAAAAAACAAAAUUCUCCUUAUGGCUGAAAUUGUUAUAUGAGGCACAGUAGCUAGGGUGGAUUAUUAGCUGUAUCAUUAGCCUGACACAUUGCAGUAUUAUUACAGGUGUGUGUGUCAGGAGAGGUGCUAUACUUUUUGGCCCAGCACCACAGUUUUGCUCCUUUUGUUGUUGCUGAAGCUCAUUUAGUGUAAAAUGAUUAAACUCUUCAGCUUUUACCAUCACAGCAAAACCAUAUGAGGGCACAAGCAGCAGCGCACAGAUUAAUGUAUUUACAAUUACAACCAACAGUACUGUUUUUUUUCUUUUGUUGACAGAAUACAGUGUAUGAAUGAUGGAGGAAAAUAAACUCAGACCUUUUCCAUGAGUGCUAUUA
Messenger RNA from Astyanax mexicanus (Mexican tetra), 4402 nucleotides. RefSeq names its product coiled-coil domain containing 177 (gene ccdc177). The record is from RefSeq and is a predicted model, not a curated record. Lineage: Eukaryota; Metazoa; Chordata; Actinopteri; Characiformes; Acestrorhamphidae. The transcript is spliced from 3 exons. Bases 285 to 2846 code for a protein of 853 amino acids.